UUACAAAUCUUUCCUUCUCCACAAUCACCACCACCACAAGAACUAGAAAGAGAGAGAGAGACAAAAACCAAAAAACCAAAAACAAGAAAGAUCAAGAUUGAGAAAAAAUGUGUAGAGGUUUGAAUUUUAACGAAGAAGAGAGCAGGAGAAGAAGCGACGGAGGUGGUUGUCGGAGUCUUUGCACGAGACCGAGUGUUCCGGUUAGGUGUGAGCUGUGUGGCGGAGACGCCUACGUGUUCUGUGAGGCCGACUCGGCGUUUCUUUGUAGGAAAUGUGACCGGUGGGUUCAUGGAGCGAAUUUUCUAGCAUGGAGACAUGUUAGGCGCGUGUUAUGUACUUCUUGUCAGAAACUCACGCGCCGGUGUCUCGUCGGAGAUCAAGACUUCCACGUUGUUUUAUCGUCGGCGACUACGACCGUGGACGUGGAGGAGGAUAGAAGUGAAGAAGUUAGUAGUAGCAAUCAUGAGGUUCCUUUUGUGUUUCUCUGAUUUUUAGUUUUUUUUUUUUUCUUAUUUUUUGGUGUAAGAUAUAAUUUCAUUCCUAGGUUUUUUUUAAUGCAAUUUUCUAUUAAGAAAAAGUCUGGGAAAUUUUAAUUUUAUGAAGAUUAGUAUUUUAAGGAAAAUGGAAAAAUUGGGUAUUGGCUUAAAAUAGCAAAAAAAUCAAAAUAUCUGCAUUAUAUAAGAAAGGAAAGAAAGAAGGAUCGUUUGUUAUUGAGUUUUA
Molecule: messenger RNA, 720 nt
Organism: Capsella rubella
Lineage: Eukaryota; Viridiplantae; Streptophyta; Magnoliopsida; Brassicales; Brassicaceae
Product: B-box domain protein 31
Exons: 1
Coding region: 108-488 (126 amino acids)
Molecular function (GO): zinc ion binding
Source: RefSeq, a predicted model, not a curated record